CCCCCCCUCCCGCUUCCACCGGUGUGUCCGACGUGAAGAUGUUCUCCAACUUUCGUGAUCGCAUGCGCCUCAUUCUCGGGAAUGUGAGCGAUCUCGAGGUGGUGGUGAUCAAGUGCACCAAGAACGACACUCGCCUUGCCAAAGACCGCCACCAAGUCUCCCUGAUGGCAUACAUCGGCGAGAAGGACAACAAGAUCGAGCCGCUUUUUAACCUCAUCGAUUCGCGCCUGGGCUCCAAGCAAUUCCUCGUCACCCUCAAGGCUGCCAUCCUCAUCCAUGAGCUCAUGUCCGACAAGCAGGAGGUCGUCAUCCGCUACAUCAUGGACCACCCCGCUCUGCUGGACACCUACCGGCCCUGCAACAACUCCCUCUCGCCCUUCGUCCAGGAGUACCUCAACUACAUCCGCCUCCGCGUGGAAAUCUUCAAGGAGUCUCGCUUCGACCAUGUCCGUCGCCCGCUGAAGGAGGCUGGCCGCCUGCUGGCUAAGCUGCGCUUGUCCUCCCUGGUGUCGGACCUGAAGAACAUCAUCGCCCUGAUCGAGGGCGCCAUGAAGGUGAACCCCCGGGUGGACAUCCUCACCACCCCGGUGUCCAUCGAGUUCAUGCACACCCUCCUGCGCGACAUCAUCCGCCUGUAUGGCUCGGCCAAUGAUGGCAUCGUUGACAUCCUCAACGAGUGCAUGGAGAUGAAGUACCCCGAGGCCCAGUCCUCCCUGGACACCUACCAGGCAUUUACCGCCCUCAGUGCCAAGAUGUUUGCCUACCUAGAUCAGUACCGCGCGAUCGAGGGCCACUUCGAGUUCACCCUGCCCACCUUUGUCCAGCCGAUGGAUGACGUGUCGGCCUCGCUGCAGAAGCAUGUGGAGAACUUGAAGAACCCGGAGAAUGCCCCGAAGGGGCCUGACGGCGCGGCGGCCGCCGCUGCCACCCCGGCCGAGACGCCCCAGAGCAUGCCGCGCAACCUGAAUGUCGACGAAACCCUCAUCAUCGAGGAGGACGAGCUGGCCGACACCUGCUUCUGGUCCGAGGAGAAGGGCGGCGCGAACCCGAAUGCCGGCGGUGGCGUCGCCAUGGGUCUGGUCAUCCCUCCCGAGGCCCAGGCCGGCCAGGUUGCCAUGCACCCGCACCCGCCUGGCGGGCAGAUGGGCUACCCGGGCUACCACCAGCCGCAGAUGGCCCAGCACAUGAUGUCGCCGGGUGCCCCGUACGGGCACAUGAGCAUGGGCGGCCAGCCGUACCAGCCGCCCAACCUCAUGCAGCACCCCAACUCCAUGAUGGGCAUCCCGCCCCCGGGGAUGGAUGUUCGCUCCUCGUUCAUUCCCCAGCAGCACUACGCUGGGCACAAUGGCCCGGCUGCGUCGCCCUACUUCCCGGUCCAGGCCCCCGCUGGGAGACCCCUUGGCCCCAACUAAGUCCGGCACUUAGAGGGCCUCUUCUGCCGCCUCCCGCUCACUUUCUCUCUCUUCCCCUUUGAGAGCCCAUGCCACAGGCACGCCCGCCCCUGGGGGGGCGUGUCACGGCCGGUCGCCACCGUGGAGAGUUGGCCUGGAGUGGAGCCUCCUCUCCCCUCUUUCCUCCCGACGGAACAAGGGAAGCGAGGGGCCUACCAUAGCUGUCACGCCGCGCGCGCGCGCGCACGCGUAC
Messenger RNA from Fonticula alba, 1644 nucleotides. RefSeq lists its product as hypothetical. Gene Ontology annotation, biological process: clathrin-dependent endocytosis; vesicle budding from membrane; clathrin coat assembly. The coding region runs from base 39 to 1412 and encodes 457 amino acids. Gene Ontology annotation, molecular function: phosphatidylinositol-4,5-bisphosphate binding; 1-phosphatidylinositol binding; clathrin heavy chain binding. The record is from RefSeq and is a predicted model, not a curated record. NCBI's taxonomy places the organism in Eukaryota, Rotosphaerida, Fonticulaceae. Gene Ontology annotation, cellular component: clathrin-coated vesicle; clathrin-coated pit. The transcript has 8 exons.